This is a messenger RNA of Daucus carota subsp. sativus, 2559 nucleotides long. RefSeq names its product long chain acyl-CoA synthetase 9, chloroplastic. Gene Ontology annotation, cellular component: membrane; endoplasmic reticulum. The record is from RefSeq and is a predicted model, not a curated record. The coding region runs from base 259 to 2346 and encodes 695 amino acids. The transcript is spliced from 12 exons. Lineage: Eukaryota; Viridiplantae; Streptophyta; Magnoliopsida; Apiales; Apiaceae. Gene Ontology annotation, molecular function: long-chain fatty acid-CoA ligase activity.
CUCACUUCUGACACCACAAUCUCCAGUGUCCUUGUUUUCUUCGCCAGCCUCUGCCCCACCGCCCCCACAAAUACUACUACCAGUAAUUAAUUUAACUAUAUUUACUGCAUCAUUUCUUCCUUCUCCGCCUGCUUGAACCACCUUCAUUGAUCUCUCAGAACAAGACUCCAGCUUUUCUUCUGGGGCUUCUUGUCAAUUUAUGCUCUCUGCCUCAGAGGAUUCAUCUGUUGAUUGACUUCAGCUUAUAUUUCGAUAGAGAUGGGUCCUUACCUUAUUGGAGUCAUUGUUCCCUUUGUACUAACUCUUCUUGUCCGGAAUUCAAAGAAUGGAAAAAAGCGGGGUGAGCCUACUGCUGUUGGUGGGGAACCCGGGUAUGCAGUCAGAAAUAAGCUUUUUACUUCCCCAAUGGAAUCAGCCUGGCAAGGCAUUUCCACACUUGCUGAGCUUUUUGAGCAUUCAUGCAAGAAGCACCACAAAAAGAGAUAUCUUGGAACUCGGAGAUUGAUAACUAGUGAAAUGGAAGCUUCCGGAGAUGGACGCUCAUUUGAGAAGCUUCAUUUGGGUGAAUAUGAAUGGUUGACCUAUGGCAAAGCAUUUGAAAUGGUCUGCAAUUUUGCUUCUGGUUUAGCCAAUCUUGGUCAUAAAAGAGAUGAGCGUGUUGCUAUAUUUGCCGAUACACGAGUAGAAUGGUUCAUUGCCUUGCAGGGUUGUUUCAGACGCAAUGUCACAGUAGUGACAAUAUAUGCAUCUCUGGGGCAGGAAGCUCUAUGUCACUCACUAAAUGAGACGGAAGUUACGACUGUGAUUUGUGGAAAGGGAGAAUUAAAGAAGCUUCUAGAUAUAAGUGGACAACUUCGCACUGUGAAACAUGUAAUAUGCAUGGAUGACAUCCCAUCUCAUCCCUCGCUGAAUCAGGCAAGCAGUAGUUGGACAAUCACAUCUUUCAAAGAUAUAGAGCAACUUGGCAAAGAGAAUCCAGUUGGCGCUGAUUUACCUGUUUCAGCUGAUACUGCUGUCAUAAUGUACACAAGUGGAAGUACUGGCUUGCCAAAGGGGGUAAUGAUGACCCAUGGCAAUAUUUUAGCUACAGUUUCUUCUGUCAUGACGAUUAUUCCCCGCCUCAGUGACAAGGAUGUUUAUUUAGCAUACUUACCCUUAGCACAUAUUCUUGAACUAGCAGCUGAGAACAUAGUUGUUGCUGUAGGAGCCUCACUAGGAUAUGGGUCCCCUUUGACAUUAACUGAUACAUCAAACAAGAUAAAAAGGGGAACAAAGGGGGACGCUUCUAUGUUGGGACCAACAAUUUUGGCAGCCGUACCUGCAAUUCUUGAUCGAGUGAGGGAUGGAGUGUGCAAAAAGGUUGAUGCAACAGGUGGGAUAUCGAAAAAAUUGUUUGAUUUGGCAUAUGCUCGUCGAUUAUCUGCAAUAAAUGGAAGUUGGUUUGGGGCAUGGGGUCUCGAAAGGCUUUUGUGGAACUUCUUAGUAUUCAGAAAAAUUCGGGCAAUCCUAGGUAGUCGUGUUCGUUUUCUGCUGUCUGGUGGUGCACCUCUUUCUGGAAAUACUCAAAGAUUCAUUAAUAUUUGUAUUGGUGCUCCAAUAGGUCAAGGUUAUGGUCUCACUGAAACUUGUGCGGGAGCAACGUUCACCGAGUAUGAUGAUACAUCUGUUGGUCGAGUUGGUCCUCCAAUUCCUUGCUCCGUUGUCAAGUUGAUAGAUUGGCCUGAGGGUGGCUAUUCAGCAAAUGAUUCUCCCAUGCCACGCGGGGAGAUAGUUGUUGGUGGGCCAAAUGUUACUCUUGGAUAUUUUAACAAUGACGAGAAGACAAAAGAAGUGUACAAGGUUGAUGAGAAAGGAAUGAGGUGGUUCUACACAGGUGACAUAGGGAGAUUUCAUGCUGAUGGUUGCCUUGAGAUAAUUGAUCGUAAGAAGGACAUAGUAAAACUACAGCAUGGAGAAUAUGUCUCUCUAGGAAAGGUUGAGGCUGCUUUGGUCGGCAGCGCUUACGUUGACAUUAUAGUGCUUCACGCUGAUUCUUUCUACAGUUAUUGUGUAGCUUUAGUGGUGGCUUCACAGUCUGCUUUAGAGGAUUGGGCACAGAAACAAGGUAUCACAUAUGCAGAUUUUUCUGAAUUGUGCCAAAAAGAAGAAGCUGUAAAGGAAGUGCUCGGUUCACUUGUGAAGGUGGGUAAAGCGGCACGUCUGGAGAAGUUUGAGAUCCCUACAAAGAUCAAGUUGCUCUCUGAACCUUGGACACCUGAUACUGGUCUAGUCACUGCAGCUCUCAAGAUCAAAAGGGAUGCAAUAAGGAAAGCGUUUUCAGAGGACCUUGCACAACUAUAUUCAUAACAAUGCAAAAAUAGUCUGAGAGAUUGUGGAAUCAUGUUUGCCCAUGUUCGAGCUGCUCUUUUUUAUUCUAAAUUUUUUCAAAAUUUCCUUGUCGUAGAUCUCUGUAUUUGUACUGUGAUUUUGCGUUUACUUUGUUAUUACUACUUUUCUGUCUCUGGAUUUUGGACAACUAAAUCAAGCUGAAACUAGGAAAUACUAGUGUUUAUCUUGCAA